UCGUCUAAAUCGCGACUAUCAACUAUAUAAAGCUGGCCAAUUAGCUUAAUUUCUAUGCAGUAUCGAAUUGCAAUCUCAGCUGUAAACAAGUGACAAGUGCUUCCGAAAGGAUUCUCCCCGAAGUCGAACUCAUCCCGUCCAAAAAUGUUCAAAUUCAUCGUUCUUUUCGCUGUGAUCGCGGUGGCCUUCAGCGCCCCGGCUGACUCCAAGCCAGCUCAGGGAGGAGCUAUGGGACUGGACCAGUCGGAAACGUCGUGGGGUGGAGCGUGGGGCAAUCCGGCUGCCCAUCAGAACAACCCCUGGGGAGCGAACCGUUGGAACCAGUGGAACAACCCCCAGAGCGACCCACGUUGGGGCAACCGUUGGGGAGCGGGCGGCUACGGUGACCAGUGGGGAAGCCGAUGGGGAGCUGGAUCCGGAGCCGGUUGGGGCCAGUGGAACCGCCACGGUGCCGCUCCAGGCGGAGCAGGUUGGGCCGGAGCCGGUGGCCACCGUGGAUGGAACCAGUGGUAAUAAUUUGACUUGACGCGAUAACUCUUCAGGAUGCCCCAUGUUCGAAAUGAAGCCAGCCCAUGUGUACAGUUUGAUUUAAAUAUAUGUAGUGUGUAUCAUUGAAAAACGUA
Uranotaenia lowii is the source of this 623-nucleotide messenger RNA. RefSeq lists its product as uncharacterized. The record is from RefSeq and is a predicted model, not a curated record. Lineage: Eukaryota; Metazoa; Arthropoda; Insecta; Diptera; Culicidae. The coding region runs from base 145 to 513 and encodes 122 amino acids. The transcript has 3 exons.